CCCCUCUCGACGUCCUCCCGUCUCGACGUCCUCCUGGCGAACUCCUCACUUUAUAAUGUUGAGAAACCUUAUUAACUAUUUUUAUCUGUGAACUCUGCAAUUAUAGAGCGCAAUUCUGCCUCCCGACAGACUCUGAACUCUUUCGACAAGACUUUGUGCACAAUACUUAUUUGAAAUUUAUACCAGACAUCGUCUCAAGCCAAGACAUUUGUUUAAGGUUUAAUAAAAACGCGGUUCAGCCUCUCUUAUACCGACAGCAGCUUGCCACGGAAGUCAAUUUGUGAUUACUUUGCAAAUAUUUAAGUGUGCGUGUUGCUUAGGCUACAGUGGUGCCGCCUAGGCUACGGUGGUGCCGCCUAGGCUACGGUGGUGCCGCCUAGGCUACGGUGGUGCCGCCUAGGCUACGGUGGUGCCGCCUAGGCUACGGUGGUGCCGCCUAGGCUACGGUGGUGCCGCCUAGGCUACAGUGGUGCCGCCUAGGCUACGGUGGUGCCGCCUAGGCUACGGUGGUGCCGCCUAGGCUACGGUGGUGCCGCCUAGGCUACAGUGGUGCCGCCUAGGCUACGGUGGUGCCGCCUAGGCUACAGUGGUGCCGCCUAGGCUACGGUGGUGCCGCCUAGGCUACGGUGGUGCCGCCUAGGCUACAGUGGUGCCGCCUAGGCUACGGUGGUGCCGCCUAGGCUACGGUGGUGCCGCCUAGGCUACAGUGGUGCCGCCUAGGCUACGGUGGUGCCGCCUAGGCUACAGUGGUGCCGCCUAGGCUCCGGUGGUGUCGCCUAGGCUCCAGUGGUGGCGCCUAGGCUCCGGUGGUGUCACAAAUAGUGAAAUGAGACAGAAAAGUUAUAAAGAACAAAACGAGACGAUGGAAGUUCGUGAACGAGAAGAUGUCUUCACGUUUUUGGGGUGUAAGGGGGAUCUCGGAGGAGUAGGCUCGCAUGGCCGCGUCUCCUUAAUAUUGAAUAAUGAUAUUCACGGUGCUUAGAGCUGAUGAAUAAUGCAUAUCUAUUAACGAUGCCUUUACUGUAAGCUUCACUCAUGAAAAAGUGACAUAGAUACAGAGAUGAAAGCGUUCUUUUCCCCCCCAGUGUUUAAGCUGAGCACUGGAUAAUUGCUGUACAAACAUGAAUUCUCGGUAAAUCUUGAGCGAUGCCGGCAAGGAAGGUGUGAGUGCCGUCAUGGACUCUCCGUCAAACACACUGACGGAUAUUGACACCACGCCCUUCAAGACCCUGGACGACUUAGCACACAACACCACCAGUAGCAAGUUCAGGAGCUCCCACGGCGUCUUCCCCAAGUACCUGCCGCCGCCUGCAGAUAUCAACUUCGUACCCGAAGCAAAAAAACACAAUGGCGGCCAUCUUAAGUCGCUGGCGUUUAACAUCACUGUAGACUACACUAACACCCUCGAUGUCUCCAGGGUCGUCACUUUAACCUCCUCCUCCUCCUCCUCUGACAUCAACGCGGCACAGACCCUAGACCUCGGCACCUCCUGGAAUAUCACUCAAGUUGAGUUUGAGUUCAACUUGACACAGGGAAAGGAAGAGGCCCCCGGGUGGCGGAGCUCUGAAAGUUGGGGACCUGGAGCGGAAGGUGGAGCGGAAGAGUGGAGCCCUGGCCUGCUGGCCAUGACAGGGCUGGCACUCUACACCCUGGCACUCUGUACUGCCGUUGGCAACGCCCUUGUCAUCCACGCCAUCAGGACGGAGAAACGCCUGCAAACGGUGUCCAACCUAUUCAUCAUGAGUCUGGCGGCGGCAGACCUGACCGUGGGAGUUAUCGUCAUGCCAGUCAGCGCGGCCUACGCGAUGAUGGGAGAGUGGCGACUGGGUCUGGUAGUGUGCCAGUUUUGGCUGGCAGCAGAUUAUACAGCGUCCACGGCGUCCAUCUUUAACCUGGUGAUCUUGUCCUUGGACCGCUACUGGUCUAUCACAGCACCGCUUCGUUACCUUCGGAGACGCACGCGACGGAGGGCCUGGGUCAUGAUUGGUGCCUCAUGGACAGCAGCAACGGCGUGGCUGGUGCCUGUACUCGCGUGGCACCACCUGGCACUGGGCGGCGUGAGGCACCACCCGCCGCACGUCUGUGAGACCGAGUUCUCCAGCAGCGCUGCCUUCAAGGCCGUCACUGCAGCACUCAACUUUUACUUGCCAACAGCUCUCAUGCUGUACCUAUACUGCCGUAUAUUCCGGGAGGUGCAGUCACGCCAGGUGCUGGGCCGGGUGCCCUUCACCAGCCCUGACAUGCUUACAGACUCGUGCAGCGAGGCGGAUAAACUACCCCGUCCUCCGCACCAACACUGCAACACAGACACAUCUCAACAUGACCUCCCUGUCAUUACAGCUUCCAAUGAAUGUAGCCAGUUCCACAGCUUGACUGUGGUAUCCCCAGGGAGACACGACUGCUCCCACUACUCUGGGGUGAUGGUGAGUGUGGAAUACCUUCCUGACGACUCUGGUCAGACCUCACCAACUCACCACCACCAUUAUAAUCACCAGCAAACACAGCAACAGCAGCAGUUAUCACAUCAACAAAGUCAACAACAACGGAAGGCUGCAACAACUCGGCUUGGGCCUCAUCAAAACCACAUUCACUGUUAUCAAAGUAGCACAAGACCACACUCUUUUUGGAAUCCCUUAACACCCUCGCCACAUAGAGUGCGGGAGCAGAAAUGGGGCAGCAGCUGGCGUCUCAACAAUGUGGGCCAGAUGCAGGAGACCAACAAUGCCAGCCUAACGCCCUCCAUCGCCACCACAGCCACUAAUGGCACAAAAAAGAAGCGAAUUGUAGCACAUACCAACAGUGGAGGAGGUGGACGACGUGUUGAGGGCGUCAACUUGGCAAAGGAGCGAAAAGCAGCGCGGCAAUUGGGGGUGAUCGUAGGGGCUUUCAUGGCCUGCUGGGUGCCAUACUUUACUCUCUUCCCCAUCAUGGCACUGUGUGACACAUGUGUACCUGCCCAUGCCCACACUGCCACCAUCUGGUUGGGCUACCUUAACUCAGCCCUAAAUCCUGUUCUCUAUCCACUUUGCAACCAUAACUUUCGAAGAGCCUUUGCCAGGAUGCUGCGGCUGCCAGCGCGGAAAACCAACAAUUAUACCAAUGCCCAGAGGAUGGCCACCAUUACAAUCAGGCACUGACACCCACAACAUGCUGGAGUGACAAUAAUAAACUAAUCCAUCUCAGUACUCAUGUUUCACAAGAAUCAUAACACAUACACCUCAAUGACACAAUAUACCAUUAUGCUAUAUUGUCAAGACACUCAAAUGACACAAUUUAAGGAAGAAAAUAGCGUAAGUCUGUAAUGAUAUAGGAAUUCACCUCUCCUUUAAUAAUUAAUUGCUGUUAUGCACACUUUACAUUCUCCUGUAUGUGAAUGUGGCAACAUUUCUCUGCCUUUUAUACUGGUGCGCACACAACUUAUCUUCCCACUUAUCUAAGACUGUGGAAUUGAUACGAUGAGAGAUUAGAAAUCAGUAAAAAACUACUGUGUUGACUUCUAAUUUGUAUGUUGUGGUGAUUAGUCUAGAUAUUUAAUAUUCCUGUAGUUGAGGUCAUUUAUGUAACUCUACAGUAAUUAGAUACAUAUGAACAUAUUUUCGCAUUAUCCAGUGGUGUCUACUGUCUUUUUCAACAAAGUUUUUUGGUACUCGGUAAACUACAGUCUGCCAUAUACUGGGCACGUCAGAGAAUGCAUCUCGCCUUCACGUUGCAUAACAAUUCUACAGGAAACGUCGCUACGGCAUGCCACUGAUCAUCUUUCAUAACAUGAAUGAAUGAUUUAGUGAGAAUCUUAAGCUUUCCCCAAGUUGCCUUCCCUGCAGCUACAGUGUUUUGACACUUCUCAAUGCCAAUGUUUAAAUAUCACGUAUCUACUUAAUAUUUGUAUAAUCGGAUAAUUACAGUAUCGGGCUUUCUUCCAGUAUCUUGUAGACUACUUUCUGAAUUUCUUGUAAGAUAACAUCAGAACAAUGAUAAAUUUAGGAUGGAAUGUAUAAUACUUGACUUGGAAAUGGAGUAUAAUCUUCAGGAA
Messenger RNA from Procambarus clarkii (red swamp crayfish), 4030 nucleotides. Its product is annotated as histamine H1 receptor. Gene Ontology annotation, biological process: positive regulation of vasoconstriction; regulation of vascular permeability; adenylate cyclase-activating adrenergic receptor signaling pathway. Gene Ontology annotation, molecular function: histamine receptor activity. Lineage: Eukaryota; Metazoa; Arthropoda; Malacostraca; Decapoda; Cambaridae. The record is from RefSeq and is a predicted model, not a curated record. Gene Ontology annotation, cellular component: plasma membrane.